Molecule: messenger RNA, 1253 nt
Organism: Anopheles coustani
Lineage: Eukaryota; Metazoa; Arthropoda; Insecta; Diptera; Culicidae
Product: leucine-rich melanocyte differentiation-associated protein-like
Exons: 4
Coding region: 250-1089 (279 amino acids)
Source: RefSeq, a predicted model, not a curated record
CGUCACUUUAUCAGUAGAACGCCCAGUGGCCGGACGCGACUUCCUGCGUCUCUGUCGCAGUUUAAACAAAACAGAAUAACGUCUGUUAUUAACCCAGGCUAGAACGUUUGAUUUGUGUUACUAGUUUUUGUACGAAGAAAGGGAAAAUAGGAGCGUUUAGCAAAGCCACGUGUUCGGAUGAUAUUAAAGUGACUGGUACGAAACAUUCGACGACUUACCGAACGGGCUAUUGAAUUGUUAAACAAAAUAAUGCAAGCUAUCGGAUACAAUGAGCGAUUUUUCGUAGACAACUACUCCACGAUGGAUGAAGACGAUGAGCUGUAUAUGAGCUACGACUGGUCAUCGGAUGCAAUGUCGGUAAAGAGUGCAGGAAGUGGUUCGAGCCGUUCCGAUGACUACGAUCAGAAUGGAGAGCGAUUGUCACUGGCUUACGAGCGUUUAUCACAAAUCCCUCGUAAGAUCGCAGAAAAGUUUUCCCGCACUACGACGAUACUGGAUUUAAGCUACAAUGAGAUUAAGGACCUUUCGUUUCUGACACACUUCCGGCAGCUGAACACGUUGAUAUUGGACAAAAACUUGCGGCCAGAUGAGCGCAGUUUGCCUUCGCUCCCGAACCUCGAGCUCCUGUGGCUCAAUCACUGUGAUAUAAACAACCUGCAGAACUGGAUCUACCGCAUCCGGGAGUGCUGUCCAUCACUGAAGUACCUAUCGCUGAUGGGUAACCCCGGUGCCACCUCAUCCUUUAACGGAAACUCUUCGCUCGAGCACAACGACUACCGGCUGUUUGUGAUCAGCUUGUUGCCGCAGUUACGCCACCUGGACGACAGUGAGGUGACGGCAGCCCAGCGAACCCAAGCCAAAAGUUUCAAGCACAGCUACAACCUCAACCAGGGCCCGUACAAUAUCUUUGAGACGACGGUCGGGCGCCGUCCGCAGCAGCAACCUCAAGCAUCUCCACUCGCUCCGACGACACUUGCGUCAUUGACGCAGAAGAGCAGCACCACAGCGACACCGACGUCGACCACUUCUAGUCCGUCCAAGAGGAGCCGAAAGAGACGGAACGGUGGCAAAUUGUCUGAUAACUCCUAAGCCGUUUUGUACUUUACCGUAAUAUUAAGCGCUUAUUAUCGACAGAGCAUUGCGCUAAGAGACAAAGAAAGGGCCUGAUAUACCAUAGGUUGCCCUGACUAACCGUUAAGUUUGUAAUAAAGAUCGAUCUAGAGUGAAGAACGUUAUUUUCUUCAAAGCACUAA